AUGAUACGCUCCGCGCCUGCGCCUCGAGCAGCGUCGAGCCCGUCCCUCGCGCGCUGGACCUGCCGAGCGUGCCUCGCGCGCCGCCCCUACUCCAGGAAACCUGACGCGCGCGAGCCCCCAGACCACAGAAGGCUGGGCUUGCAACAAGAGCUCUUCAUCACGUCCGUAUACAGCCCCGGGUCGCCCAUCUUCCUACCGCACGGCGCCACAGUGUUCAACCGGCUCGUCGACUUCUUGCGCAAGCAAUACGUCCGAUACGGCUUCCAGGAGGUCAUCACGCCCACCAUAUACAAGAAGGCCCUGUGGGCCAAGUCGGGCCACUUGCAGCACUACGCCGACGACAUGUACUCGGUGACUGGCGCCAGACACGCUGCCAGCAAGGACGCCGAGAACCGCCGCGGCGGGCCCUGCUGCGGGGGGCAAGGCUUCCCCACGGAAGCCGACGACGCCGAGGCCGACGAUGAGUACGGUCUCAAGCCCAUGAACUGCCCUGGCCAUUGCCUCAUCUUCGCGGCCAAGCCCCGCAGCUACCGAGAGCUUCCCGUGCGGUACGCCGACUUUGGCCCCCUGCACCGAAACGAAAUCUCCGGAGCCCUGUCCGGCCUGACGCGCCUGCGCCGCUUCCACCAGGACGACGGGCACAUCUUCUGUCGGCCGUGCCAAGUCGAGGGGGAGAUUGGGAGGACGCUGGAUUUCGUCAAGGGCGUUUACAACGUGCUGCGACUGGGGGUGAGCUACAGGCUUGCCCUGUCGACGCGGCCGGCCCAUCACUUUAUCGGGACGGAGGAGGAAUGGGACCGGGCCGAGGACCGACUCAAGCGAGCAUUGGACGCAUCGGGCAUGGACUGGAGCAUCAACCAGGGAGACGGCGCUUUCUACGGCCCCAAGAUUGACGUCGUGGUCAAGGACUCGGAUGGGAAAGAGCACCAAACCGCGACGAUCCAGCUCGACUUUCAGCUCCCAAAGAGAUUCGAGCUGGAGUACCAGGCGCCAGCGCCGGAAUACGAAGCGAGAGGCGAGACGACGACGGACCCCGCCCUGCUUGCGGAAUACGGUCCCGUGCGGCCCGUCAUGAUUCAUCGAGCCGUCCUGGGCUCCGUGGAACGAUUGAUGGCCCUGCUGAUGGAGUCGUACGGCGGCAAGUGGCCCUUUUGGCUGAACCCGCGCCAAGCCGUCAUCCUCACCGUCAAUACUUCCCAGCCCGUCCUCGACUGGGCAGAAGAGGUCAAGGAGAUACUGCUGGGCCUGAGGAAAGAGGCAGAGGCCGGCUCGCCGAGCGUGACCGGGCCCCCCAACCCAACCGGCUUGUCGGUCGAGCUUGACUGCACAGCACGUUCGUUGGGCUCCAAGAUUCGCGAUGCGCGGAGCAGUGGCUACAGCCAGGUGCUUGUCGUCGGAGAGGAGGAUGUCAAGAACCGCCAGGUCAGCCUGGGCAAGGAGAGGAUGAGUCCCACGGAGAUGCGCCAACGAUUGCGCAGCAUGGCGGAUGCAUUCGAAUAA
Molecule: messenger RNA, 1500 nt
Organism: Ustilaginoidea virens
Lineage: Eukaryota; Fungi; Ascomycota; Sordariomycetes; Hypocreales; Clavicipitaceae
Exons: 1
Coding region: 1-1500 (499 amino acids)
Biological process (GO): threonyl-tRNA aminoacylation
Cellular component (GO): cytoplasm
Molecular function (GO): threonine-tRNA ligase activity; ATP binding
Source: RefSeq, a predicted model, not a curated record